AUGUCCAAGCUCGCCGAUUUCAAACUCCUGUCCUUUGACGUCUACGGCACCCUCAUCGACUACGAACGAGGCGUCCUGCAGAAUCUACAGCCCGUACUCGAGAAAGCCGGCAAAACGGAGAUGGACCCCAAGCACAUCCUCAAGAUCUCUCAGCCAUUGUUCAAGGAUGAACAGAUCAAAAACCCCCGCAAGAAGUACUCGGAUUUGCUCGCCACAUGCCACCCUCAGAUCUGCAAGGAGCUCGGUCUACCUGAGCCUACGGCCGAAGAGAGCAAAUCGUUUGGCGCGAGCGUAGGCACCUGGCCCGGGUUCGAAGACAGUGUUCCAGCUUUGCGACGAUUGAAGAAAACGUACAAGAUGGUCGUGCUGUCCAACGUGGAUAAUGAGUCAUUCCAGGUGAACAACGCGAAUUCUCUCGAUGGCUUUGAGUGGGACUUGGUGCUUACGGCUGAAGACAUCGGCAGCUAUAAGCCAGAUCCCAAAAACUUCGAGUACAUGUUGAAGACGGUGAAGGAGAAGUUUGGCGUAGAGAAGCAUGAGGUGCUACAGACGGCACAGAGCCAGUUUCACGACCAUCACCCGUGUAAGGACAUUGGGAUCACAAGCGCGUGGAUUUACCGGCCGGGCGCUAUCCUGGGUAACCGAGAUGACCCUGUGUUCAAUUGGAAAUUUGACCAGCUGGCUGACAUGGCGGAUGCGGUUGACGAGGAGAUAAACUCGGGCCGGAAGUAG
Molecule: messenger RNA, 732 nt
Organism: Didymosphaeria variabile
Lineage: Eukaryota; Fungi; Ascomycota; Dothideomycetes; Pleosporales; Didymosphaeriaceae
Exons: 2
Coding region: 1-732 (243 amino acids)
Source: RefSeq, a predicted model, not a curated record